ACUGAUCGCGUCAUAAAAUCGAGACGCCUACCACCAAAACAAACCCUUUUCGCUUUCAGCCAUGAUCGGCUCUUUAUCCACCCGAACUGCUUUGAUUUGAGGCUGAAAAUGAUUUCUCUCAACUACAUCCUUCUGGGGGGGCAGUUCCUUCUGCUCCUGACCGUCAUUUUGUUACAAUGUUUAGCGGGAAUUCACUCCCAAAACUCCAGCAGCCCCACAGCGGAGAGCCAGACCUCCACCUCCACAGCGGGGCACACGGCCACGAUGCUCCCGUUCACCGAGCAGCCCUCCGAGGUGAUCCAAUACGAGAUCCCCACGGAGAACACGACCCAGGCGGAGUACGAGUACAAGCCCCCGUCCCCCGUGGUCCUGUGCAGCUAUCUACCUGAGGAGUUCAUCUUCUGUCAGGACCCAGUGGACCACGCAGGGAACUACACUGCUCUAGAGGAACUGGGCCAUGGAUGCAUCGGGUGGGGAGGUCAGACUCAGAAGGAGGUGAACCACACUCGGGUCAUCUGCACGGCUCUCGACGACAUCGAGUGUGCCGGACCCAGAGAGUUCCUCCGAGGAAGCGUCCCCUGCAUCAAGUACACGGGUCACUACUUCAUCACCACGCUGCUCUACUCGUUCUUUUUGGGCUGCUUCGGCGUGGACCGCUUCUGCCUGGGUCACACAGGCACCGCCGUGGGGAAGCUGCUGACCCUGGGAGGCCUGGGCAUCUGGUGGUUCGUGGACCUCAUCCUGCUCAUCACCGGGGGUCUGAUGCCCAGCGACUACAGCAACUGGUGCACGUACUACUGAACGCACUGAAAACCAAGUAAAGGGUUUGAGGUUUUGAGUUUACUGAUGAGGCUUUGUGCUGUAAAUAUUGUCAAAGGGACUAUUUAUGAUGGACUAUGUAAAGAAUGACCACAUAUCAUACAAAUACACAUGUGCAGUAUGUAACUUUUCUAGUGGGGGGAGGGUCCUCUACCUGCUUGUCUGGAAUGUUCCGCAGUAUGGCAUUAAAGGGCCCAUGUUACUCAUGUUUUCUGAUCUAUAGUACAAUGUUGUUUCCUCAUCACAAACAGACCUGGAGUUGUUUUUUUUCAUUCACACAUUUAACACACAAAUCCUGCAGAUUUAGACUGAGUUCUUCUCUCAAACAGAAAACACUGUUCCACCUUGUGAUGUCAUGUGGAAAUACAGGAAGUGCUCCACUACUAGUGCUACUAAUCGAAAGGUAAAAGGUAAUUAGACUGUUUUCAGUUUGAGAGAAGAAAUCAGCUUAAAUACUCAGGGUUUGAGUGUUAAACGUGAAUAAAACAAAACACAACUUGAUGAGGAAAUAACAUUAUAACAUCGAUCAGGCCCUUUAAGCGUGUGGAUCUUGUAUUUAUUUAACAGGUGUUUUUAUGGCUACAAAUAUAUACUGUAUUUUUUGGACUAUAAGGCGCACUUAAAAUCCUUUAAUUUUCUCAAAAAUCGACAGUGCGCCUUACAAUCCGGUGCGUCUUAUGUAUUAUUCUAGUUGUGCUCACUGAACUCGAACCGAUUUCAAGUGGUACACAGCGCAUAUAUCUCUCAAAAUGUUUUAGUAUGAAGCCACACCGCUUUGUCAGAGCAUUAAGGCUACCGUAGUCAGGAGCCUCGUGGAGUAAAGGGCGAAGUAUAAUUCUGCGUCAACUCAAAGCACACUGCAGCCGUCGCCUUGUCGCAAAAAGAACACUCAUAUUCCACGGAGUCGUGUUCUUUAGUCCGACAGAAGCUGAACUACAUCAGUGCACAAGGAGCGAGCAGUUUUUUCAGCGCUUAUAGUUUAUGCAAAUUAACCACGUGGUUUUAAGUUUUGUUUCUGUAAAACGUAAACAAAUGUGCGCAAAGCUGUAUUAAACACAUUAUUACUCAAGGUAUAUUUGGAAAAAAAAAAAAAAACUUAAUUAUUCACCCUCGUUUACAUUCAUAAAACACAUUCACCAAGACAGGGAGACGCCAAUGGAUCGUGGACGCCUGGGCUAAGGAUCAGUCUCAAGUGUCGUCCGUUUGUUUUUCUUAAUGCUCCUUAUAAUCCGGUGCGCCUUAUGUAUGAAAAUAGACGAGAGAAUUCAAAAUUAUUGAUAUUGCACCUUAUAAUCUGGUGCGCUUUAUAGUCCAAAAAAUACGGUACAGUGAAAAACAUUCAUAGAUCUGACCUGUAACACGGCCUGAUAAUCCUGCACUGAACACCAAUAACAGCAAUAACAUCUCCAUGACAAGCACAUGACAGACUCUCCACCAAGAAAGUUAUGUAGUGCACCUUUAAAGAUGUAUGUAAGAUAUCGGGAUAUACUGUAAUAUACUGUAUAUAAUGUCUAUUGUCUUUGCUCAAUAGAGGUCUACUGGAUUGUGACAUCUUGUGGUUGGAAAAAUUCAAUGGUUAGAAUAUAAAGGAUAGAAGAGACUUUUUAUACUUGUUCUUUGUUAUAAAUGUAAGACUGUUUCUUAUCGUUUCAUGUUAAAAUAUUGUAGGUUUUUUUGGUAAUAUAAAAAAAAAAGAUACACUCUUUGCAAAAUUGAAAUCAGUUUUUCUUAAGUUGGUAGUCAAACGCUUCACUAAACUACUGUCUCCAGAAUAUUACUGUCAAAAUCUGCCAUCUUUGUUCAGGUAAAUGUCCAAAAUUGCUGCAUUUGGCCAAAAAUAUAUGACUAAAAAGUAAAUGUAAGAGAGGUGCUCUGUCUGUAUCUCUAAAGCUCAAAAUGCUCUGUUCCAACUUGUGAUGUCAUGAAGCUGUAGUUUUAAAGUUAACGGCUUUAGUUACCUUUUAGUGAAGUAGAAAUGGGUAAUUCCAGAGCUGAAAUGAUCCAAAUGUUUCUAUGAUUGAAGGAGUUUAAAAACACAGUGGAGAGCUUUCCUUAAGUUGGUGGUCAAAGGCUUCAGUCAUUAAAAUGUCUCCUGGAUGUUACUGUCAAAAUCUGCCAUUUUUGUUCAGGUAAAAUGUCCAAAAUUGCUGCAUUUGGCCAAAAAAUAUAUGAUUUUAAAGUAAAUAUAAGAGCAGUGGAACCACCUCAUUUGCUCAUUUACUUGUAUACAAUUGUGUUUCGUAAACUGUGGUGGAUGAAGUACUCAGUUUUGUUACUUAAGUAAAAGUACAGAUACAAGGGCAAAAGAUUUUACUCAAGUUAAAGUAUCACAUAGAAAAAAAAUGUACUUAAAUAAAACCACUGAAGUACCUGUUUAAAAUUGUACUUUAAGAGUAAAAAGUUAAAGUAUUUUGUAGAUAUUUUAAGAAUAAUUAAAGCAUCAAAUGUGGUGAUUUUGUUAAAGAAUUCAGCUGAUUUUAAGUGAUUCAAAUGAUGUCUUGAUUGUUCUAGCUGUCAUUGUGUUUCUGGUUUGCUCAAAGUUUAACUAAGUACUUCUUACUUUUCAGUCCAGAUCUAAAAUGUAGUGGAGUAGAAAAUACACAUACCUGCUCUCAAGUGUAGUGAAGUAAAAGUAAGAAGUAUCCACUGUAAAAUGUAUUUAAAGUACAGAUAUCUAUAAAUUGUACUUAUUGUACUUUUACUUUUGUUCUUCGUUACCUUCCACCACUGAAAAUUACUGUCCAAUUUUUAAUGUGGUUACUGUUAAUGUAACUUUCUGGAGGUGGCAACUGCCUGAUUCCAUGAAAAUAAAAUGUUAAAACCACUUUUUUUCUCAGUGGAGAUAGACUUUUAUGCCAUACUGUGGAAUAUUCUAACCAAAGGAAUAACAUUUCCAUGGAAACAAGCAGGAAACAAGUAACAGUCAAGUUUGUGGAGAUUUGAGUGCACUCGCUGUAAGGAUGUAUGUUUUUCUGUGCAAUAAACAACCAAAAUAAAAAACAAAACAAAACAAAAAACAUGCCUUUAUUCUCUUUAAUGGCUAAAAUGUUACAUAAUGUGGCUUUAAAGGUCCUAUAUUAUACAAAAUGGACUCUUGUGAGGCUUACCUUCUCAAAAACAUAACCGGAGUUGUGUUUUGUUUCAUUCACACAUUACACUCCCGACAAGACUCAUAUUCAUUUUAGCUUUGGCCAACUUUUAAUUUUGGACUUUGGUUAAUUUUUUCCACGAGCAUUUUUGGAUUUUCUGCCUCUUUGCAAGAAGUAUGUAUUUAUAUCAAAUGAAAAUGUUUUUUAGCUAUUUAAAUUAAAUAUGAGUUUAGUUUUAUGAAUUUGACCAAAAUGAAUGACAAGGCUUGCGUUCAUUUUAGCUUUGGGCAACUUUUAAUUUUGGAUUUCGGUUCAUUUUUAACAAGCAUUUUUUAAUUUCUGCCUCUUUACAAGAAGUAUGUAUUUAUAUCAAAUGGGAAUGUUUUUUAGCUAUUUAAAUUAAAUAUGAGUUUAGUCUUAUGAAUUUUUUAACAGGAAUAUUGCAUUUUAAUUUUCAGGGCACUAAAGGGGCAAUUCCAGGGCUGAAAUGAUCCAAAUGAUUCUAUGAUUGAAGGAGUAUGGAGUUUAAAAACACAGUGGAGCGCUUUCUGUAUUACCA
Molecule: messenger RNA, 4467 nt
Organism: Boleophthalmus pectinirostris (great blue-spotted mudskipper)
Lineage: Eukaryota; Metazoa; Chordata; Actinopteri; Gobiiformes; Gobiidae
Gene: tm2d2
Product: TM2 domain containing 2
Exons: 4
Coding region: 109-801 (230 amino acids)
Source: RefSeq, a predicted model, not a curated record